AUGCUCUCAAACCGCUGCGACAUUUUCGGCUGUGGCUCGUUCGACUCCUCGCGCGAGUGCCAGUGCGACCCCUCGUGCGGACUCUUCGAAAACUGCUGCGCGGACUACGAGACUGAGUGCGUCGGCGCCACGGCGCCCGUGACUGCAGCCCCGAUGGCGGCAACAGCUGCCAAAGCCGCGUCCACGACGACUACGCCCGCAGCGCCGACGACAGUCACUGCCUCUACGCCCGCGACCACGGUCACGACCACCACGGUCGCGGCCACGACCACCACGGUCACGACCACGACCACCACCACGCACGACACCACGGUCACGACCACGACCACCACGCCCGAGACCACGGUCACGACCACGACCACCACGCCCGAGACCACGGUCACGACCACGGCCGUCACGACUGCCACUGCCACGGCCCCGACCACGACCGCGACGGCCACGACUACCACGGUCACGACCCCUGUGGCCACGACAGCUGCCCCUACCAUGCCGACGGUGGCAAGCACAACAUCCGACAUGGGGGGCUCGACGGCGACGGUCCCUUACGGGGAGUCCACGUCGGUUGCCCCCACAGCGCCCACCACAGCAGGCCCGAACGUCGAACAGACAGUCACUGCUCCGGCGCCAGCUACUUCAGAGUUGCCGCCCAUGACGCCCGCGCCGACCAGAGCGACAACCACGCCACCGCCCGGGGAAUCGGGAAGCGGCGCGGCGGGGGCCGCAGGCGCCUCGAAGGCGCGGCAGAGCAAUUGCCGCACCUACGGCUGUGGCCGCUUCUGGGCGGAGCACGCCUGCCAGUGCAACGCGAAGUGCAUCCGGUUCAACAACUGCUGUGUGGACUACUCCGAGACGUGCACGGAGGCGGGACGGCCUGGCGCGGGUGGCGCUGCCCCAGGCGGCCCCGCGGCCCGCGCGGUGGGCGCGCCGCCGCCGCCCAAGCCGAAGGCGGCGAACGCGCCGGCGCGCUCGUGCAAGACCAAGACGGGCGUGGAGUUCUCGGACGCCGGCGGCGAGGAGAUAGGAACCGUGGAGAGCGGCGACGAGUGCGCCAGCGUCUGCGCCUCCCUGCCGGAGUGUACGCACUUUGCCGUGAACGCGUCGGAGGAGUACUACAAGAUCUGCGUGGUGAAGACCGGCAAGCCAGGGCGCAGGCGCAAGCGUGCCGGCGCCGCCAGCGGCACGUGCGGUCCUGCGCCGGCGGACGAGGCGACAGCUCGGGCGACGGGCACCGACGAGGCAGAGGAGCAGCGGCAUGCCACACAGUCAGCUCCGCCAGUGCCUCCCGAGCCGCUACCACAGGUGAGCAUCGACAUAUUCCGGGCAAUGAAGGCAGCCGCCGCGGACGAGCAGCAGACUCUCGACGACGACAUGGCGGACCUCCAAGGCGAUUUGAAGUACGUGCACACUGAGCUGCUGACGGAGCACCUGCUGGAUCCGAUUCGGCAGAGCCGCAAGUACGACAUCGACUGCAUCAGGCGGCAGCGCUACGUGUUCCGCAACCCAGCGGCGUUGGCGACUGCGGUCGAGUCACCGUUGCCAGAUUUCGGGCCUUUCAUCACUUACGACUUCGGGGUCGCGACCAACACCCAGCAGCUGCCAGUGCUGGAGAAGUACGGCGACUUCAUCGGAAUCCAGGAGGGCUGCUCGGGCGGGAACUGCGACGUGCGCUUCCCGGCCGAGUCCCCGUACUUCUGGUUCUCCGUCGGCAAUUUCUGCCCGAACUUGCCGUGGGGUCACAAGGGGGACAUCGACAGCCCCAACGAGAAGUGCCUGAAGUACGAGGACGGCGGGGGCUUCCUGACGGGAGGCCUCUGCCAGGACGGCUGGAGCAGCGACGAGGCCCAGCCCAGCGUGGAACCGACAGGUGAGAGGGGCUGCAUAUACGCGUACGGCGCCUCCCAGAUGGUCAGCCUGGACGAGCUCGCCGGCAUCACCACCGAGCGGUGCGGCGGCGGACAGCCGUGCGAGAGUUGGGCCGACUUCCGCCAGAGCUGCGCCGAUGCCAGCUACAAGAGGCAGUUUGGCGCCUCGGGGGAGGUCAGGGACGUCGACUACUGCGUCGAGUACGACAUCCACCCGCACUGCGAGGCCAGCUGCGAGACCGACAGGUGCCUGGAGCUCCUCGCGUCGGGCAGGACGGUGGAGCUCGGGCUGCCCUUCUGGCGGGGGCGCUGCGACCCGCGCGCCAACCUGCGCCGAGCCGAGCGGCUGGCCGACCUCUUCGGCAUCGCGGGGGCGCAGACGGAGCACCGCCUGCUGCACCAGGACGUCCUGGGCCUGCAGAUCCCCUGCGUCAGGGAGGGCAGCGGCAGGUGCAGACCUGGACGCAGGUGGGCCCUACUGCACACGCUCCUUCUCCGGGGUGUGCCAGACGUGCUUCAUCCCAGGUGCUGCGAACAGCGUGGGACCUCCCACGAAGCCGUUCUGCCCGUUCGCCAUCUUUGA
Messenger RNA from Prorocentrum cordatum, 2445 nucleotides. Lineage: Eukaryota; Dinophyceae; Prorocentrales; Prorocentraceae. The record is from the annotation of a GenBank genome assembly.